This is a messenger RNA of Helianthus annuus (common sunflower), 1345 nucleotides long. Its product is annotated as integrin-linked protein kinase 1-like. The record is from RefSeq and is a predicted model, not a curated record. Bases 10 to 1158 code for a protein of 382 amino acids. Gene Ontology annotation, molecular function: ATP binding; protein binding; protein kinase activity. Gene Ontology annotation, biological process: protein phosphorylation. The transcript has 11 exons. NCBI's taxonomy places the organism in Eukaryota, Viridiplantae, Streptophyta, Magnoliopsida, Asterales, Asteraceae.
AAGCGCGCUAUGGCGUAUGAAACAUGUGACGAUUUUGAUAUGCAAAGAAUUGGCAACUUUCUGAGUUGUGCAUCUAGAGGUGACAGGGUUGGGCUUAAUUUGAUGCUGAGAGAUGGAAUAUCUCCUAAUGUUCAAGAUUAUGAUAAGAGGACUGCACUUCAUUUGGCUGCUAGUGAAGGUCAUGCCUCCAUUGUAGAGCUUUUGUUACAUUACAAAGCUGAUGUUAAUCUUGAUGAUAGGUGGAAUCGAACGCCGUUGACCGAUGCAAGGCUGUAUGGACAUAGAGACAUAUGCAGAAUUCUUGAAGUGAAUGGAGGCAAGGAUUCGGUUAUGAACAGUCCAAUGACAGUAGUUCGUGAUGAAGAUGCGAAGGAAGUUAAUAUUGACAUUUCAGAGAUUGAUUCAGUUAAUUCAGAACCAAUUGAACAGGGCGUAAGGGGUAAUUCCGAAUUGGUCAAGUGGCGUGGAACAUGGGUCGUCAAAACAAUAAUCGAGAGACAGAUAGAACUCCCAGUGAAAAUGGUUUUGUCAGCUAACGAUAACACGCAGUUAAGGGAGCUUCGUCAUCCUAAUAUACUACAGUUUCUUGGUUCUAUUAUGCAUGAGGGACAAAUGAUUCUGAUAACAGAACAUUUGCCAAGAGGAAGAUUGUAUGAUAUGUUGAUCCAAAGGGCCGGACUUGAUCUACCACUUGCUUUGCGGUUUGCACUCGACAUUGCUCGGGGGAUGAAUUAUCUUCACCAUCACAAGCCCUACCCAAUAAUUCACAAUAAUCUGGAUCCAAAAAACUUAUUGCAAGAUGAAGGUGGCCAUUUAAAGAUUGGUGAAUAUUGGAUCCAAAUGUUGUAUGAGUUGCACCCGAAUCAAGAACGUACUGUCAACCGGCAUUUAGUCAAUAAAGGAAGAGACGUCCUAUUAUUUGGACUCAUAUUAUAUCAGAUGGUAGAAGCAAAGUACAUGCCGGGCAUCAUCGAUGAGAAUGAACUGAAAUUCAGUAGUAAAUGUCCUGCAAGGAUUCAACAGUUGAUAAGGCGGUGUAUUGGUGACGUUCUUUCUCGCCCUGACUUCAUGGACAUCAUUGACAUGCUAGAAGAAGUGUACCUGUCUCUAGGAAAACCUUCUUGUGGUCUGUUGAGCACAUUCACAACUACCAAAUAAUUCUAAAGCAAUAAUAUACAAAUGGUUUAGAUAUAUGUGUGUAUGAGAUAAUGCUUAUUUUGUUUGCUCUUUUUUCUUGUUUCGUGUAUGUUGUUAUGAUUGUCAAAUGUGUACACAAAACACACUUUUGUUAUUAUUUUUUUUUUUACUGAAAUGGACUUGACAUGAUUUGUAGUGUAGUUAGCUA